Sparassis crispa is the source of this 1464-nucleotide messenger RNA. RefSeq lists its product as hypothetical. NCBI's taxonomy places the organism in Eukaryota, Fungi, Basidiomycota, Agaricomycetes, Polyporales, Sparassidaceae. The record is from RefSeq and is a predicted model, not a curated record. The coding region runs from base 1 to 1464 and encodes 487 amino acids. The transcript has a single exon.
AUGCCAGACGAACCCGAACACACGAGCAUCCCCUCGUCCAAGUGCUCAAAUUCGUUGGAGCGUCGCGUGGAGGACACAGUGAACGCGAUCAAUUGGGACGCCCUCUCUGCCAUCACAUGCAAACUCCAUCAAGUGCAAUCAGCUGAAUGGCGCGAUCCGCUGUGGGGCGGAUAUAACGUCGUUCGAUUCCUCCACCUCGACAAUGCCGACAAGACCGUUAUCGUGGCCCGUGUACCACAUCGACCAUCCAAGGGGUACACGACGGAGCACUCUAGGGCUCUUUCCAACCGAAUCUCUAGUGAGGUGGCAACCAUGGAAUAUGUCGCUACGUACACUCGCAUUCCCAUCCCCCGUGUCUUGCAUUUCAGCGCCGAAGUGGAUCCUCUAGUGGGCUCGCCUUACAUUCUGAUGUCAAAAGUGGAUGGAGUUCCCCUCAGCACCCUGUGGGACGACAUGACGGAUGAUCACCGCGAGAUUGUGUUACGACAGGUCGUUGACAUCCUACUGGAGCUUUCAACGCACCGCUUCGACUGGAUUGGUGCCCUAUUCAAAGGGGAUGGCAUCGGGAAAGGUGCAUGGCGUGUGAGGACUGCAUCAUCCUUUGCACCUCCGGAGGACACGAUCGCUUCUUCUGCUAUGACAUCGACGUAUUCGAGUGGCGCUGAGUAUUGGAUGCAUUAUGCGAAUGCCACGCUACAGCGCAUUCGUGACACCAAUUUUGGAGAUAGAGCAAAGGAGUACGACUACGUGCAAGCAUGGUUCCUUUGCUCGCUCAUUCCUCACCUCUACGACCCAUCGCUCGAUAACACAGGAUUUCCAUUGUACCCUGGCGACUUUCACUCUCAGAAUAUCAUGAUUACCCAUGGCGAUUCCCAGCCAGUCAUCUCUGCGGUCAUCGAUUGGGAGUUUUCCACGGCGCGCCCGAUUGUCAGUUUUGCAUGCUAUCCGCUCUUCAUCGUUGAUCAUCCUUUCUGGGAUGAUGACCACCCACUCCGUUCACGGAAUAUACAGGACCAAGCGACAUUUGAUAGACUCCUGUGCGAGGCGGAGGGGAAAGCCGAUCCAGGAAGCAACCACUUACUUUCUCGUCUUUUCUCCAAGAGCAAAGGUGUCUACCUGUUUGGGCAGGCAAUUCAAUUCCCCGGCUUGAUCUUGGAUACCGUCUACCCCCAGCUCUUUGAACACAUCUUUGGUGAAGAUGAGGACAAGGAGGACAACUUUUGUGCCAAAUAUUACUAUGCUCUAAUGGAGAAGGGUAUUCUGAAGAAACCGACGGCACAAUUCGAAAGGGAGACGGAAGUAUGGUGUGAAGCGGUGAAGGUUCUGGGCGAAGAUGUUGUCCCCGGUGAUUUGCAUAGGGAUCAGUUCAGAUCAUUGGUACAGGUGCACGCUGAUAAAUUCGACGUGGGAGGACAGGUGCGACAAUGGCUGACUUCCGAGGAUCCGAAGCCUAUCUCACCUUGA